Coregonus clupeaformis (lake whitefish) is the source of this 5945-nucleotide messenger RNA. It is a transcript of the gene tdrd6b, whose product is annotated as tudor domain-containing 6. The transcript has 3 exons. NCBI's taxonomy places the organism in Eukaryota, Metazoa, Chordata, Actinopteri, Salmoniformes, Salmonidae. The record is from RefSeq and is a predicted model, not a curated record. Bases 121 to 5766 code for a protein of 1881 amino acids.
GUCCAUUGCAUGUGGUAGUUGAUUCCAAUUGGAUCGCGAUGAGGAAAUACAAAACGUUCACAAACAUAAGUUACAUCAAACUUGGGUAAUUGUGACCUGAGGUCCUGAAUUCUACUCAAAAUGUGUUCCAUUCCUGGACUGCCAACUCCAGGAUCCCAAGUCACAGUUCUCAUUACAAGGGUAAACCUAAAUCCUAUCUGUGCUCUAGUGGAAUUGUGGGGCAACUUUGAUCAAGAAAGGCAACAUGCUUACCAGCAAAUGAGAAGGGGAAUUCAGAUUCCCAGACAGAGCUUUUGUGAAUCAGAGGGAAACCCUGGAGACUUGUGUCUAGCUCAUCUGAAUGUAACCUGGCACAGAGCUAGGAUAAUAUCAAGACAUGGGCAGCUUUACAAUGUGUUUCUCAUUGAUGAAGGGAGAGCUCAUGUUGCUACAAACAGCACCUUAGCAUGGGGUCAGAAUGACUGUUUUCUUUUACCUCCAGAAGUGGAGUUCUGUGUUCUUGCCAAUGUGUCCCCCUUAUCCCAUGAAAACAAAUGGACUCCAACAGCCUCAGAGUUUUUGGAGUCUCUUUGUGGCAAAACGGUCAAUGGAAUGGUUCAGGAUGUAUUGAUGCCAGACAGAACAGUCCUCCUUUAUAUUCCGAUCGUUAACAAACAUAUGUGCGAAGUCGGCUUUGCCAGAAAGCUCCCCAGUGACACAUUCAAACAACUUGUUCUAUCGUCUCUGAACUUGCCAAAGAGUCAAGUUGCCUCGACAGAGGCAUUGCCUCCUACAGUGUCACACAAACAGCCUGAUGCUGGGAGAGAACUUGAGAAGUUUCAACAAUACUUCUAUCCAGAACUGCUAACAGACUCCAUUGAGACUGUGGAAGUCACAGAGGUGAUAAACCCACAGCGUAUCUUCUGCAAACUCUCAAUUUUCUCUCAGGAGCUGAAGAAACUCUCUGAGCAUAUUCAUGACUACUACGAAGGAAGAUCUGCUUUUUGCAAGGCAACACAACUGGCCUCAGGCGCUCCAUGUGCAGCUAGAGGGAGCGAUGGCAAGUGGUAUCGAUCUGUGCUACAGCAGGACAUUGGAUCAGACAGUGCUGUGGAAGUACUACAUGUGGAUUAUGGGAAGACAGACUUUGUCCAUGUGGGUGACAUCAGACCACUGGCUGCCAAGUUCUUCAGAAUGCCAGUUGUAACUUAUGUCUGCUCCCUCCACGGUAUUGAGGACAAAGGCCUUGGAUGGACAGUGGAUGAAAUAAAGUAUCUGAAAUCUGUGCUGCUGCACAAGACUGUCAUCGCCAAAUUUGAAUACCACAACUUGUCAGAAGGCAUCAACUGUGUGACACUCUAUGGAGACGACAAUGUAAACAUCAACAAGCUUUUUGGAGUGAAGGAGAGAUGUCUUCUGGAGUCUGAGAGGCCUCCACCACGAGUCAAAGAGGAAAGCUUUGCCACAGACAUACACAACAGUGUGCCUCCCCUUACCACGCCACACUCUCCCUCAGCAACAGAGACUGUCCUCAAUGAACAUUUGUUCCAGGUAGGAAGCACCUUGGAGGUCAAAGUAUCUUGUAUUGAAAGUCCGGCAAAAUUCUGGUGCCAGAUGGCACAAGAGGGUACAAGUCUUCAGAUCCUUAUGCAAGAAAUGCAGCAUCGUUAUGCCUCCAGUUCUCCACAGCAAAUUGAUGAAGACAUUUGUGUUGCUCUACAUCAUGACAAUGGUAUGUGGUACAGAGCACGGAUCGUUGAGAAUGAUCAGUCUCCCCAUGUAGAGGUGCGUUUCUUAGAUUACGGACAAACCAGGAGGGUCUCUCUGCAGGACCUGCGCCCCCUGGACCCAGUGUUUCGAAGACUGAAGACCCAGGCCUUUCAGUGUUUCCUGCAGAAUCUGAACACUCCUACAAGUCCUGUUCCAGCAGAAUGGAGUGAUGCUGCCUCAUCGGAGUUCCAGAAGUUUGUAGAUUCCACUGCUGACUCAAAUGUAGGAUUGAAAUGCACUGUACAUGCAGUCAUGCGUGACAACCAAGGCUUGGUGGUUAAUAUGGUAGAUAUUGAAACACCAGUUCAAAGCGCAUGCAAACUACUGGUUCAGAAAGGAGUAAAGGCCCCAGCUCCUCCACUUUCUUCUGCCCCACCCGACACGGAAAACUUCUCAUUACACAAUAUUGAAGUUGGAGGAAAAGAGAAGGUGUGGAUAACGAGUGCAAAAAGUGUUUCUCACUUCUAUGGCCAGCUUGAAAGAAAUUCUGGUGUGAUUGACAAAUUGACAAAAGAUCUUCAGCAUUUCUGCCACCAGCCACUGCAGAGCACAAACUGUCCUCAAUCACUAGAAACUGUUUGUUUAGCUAAAUACACUGAUAACCAGUGGUACAGAGGACAGAUUAAAGCAACACAUCCAACCCUUCAGGUUCACUUUGUGGAUUAUGGUGACACAGUUGCAGUGGGUCAAUCAGAUAUCCUUCCCUGCCCUGUGGAAGCCGGCUCGCUCAUGUCAGUUCCUGUGCAAGCUGUUCCGUUUGGACUCUUCGGUGUUCCAGAAGAUGUAUCCCAAGAGGUCAACCGCUGGUUUGAAAAGCAUGCCACGGACCUGAGCUUUACCAUCACAGCGGUGGCUAAAGACUCUGGUGGAAAGCUUUUAGUUGAACUGUAUGACGGAACGACACAUGUAAAUGAGAAGGUCAGAGAGAAGCUGAAAGAGGCGAGACCAGGAAAAGAAAUAACUUUUGUCCAAUCGCCUUCUCUGAGCUCUAAACUAUCAACUACUAAAUUGAGUUUGCCAGAAAGUGUGCAAAUGCCAACAUCUCAGGAUGUGAGGAGAACGGUAAUAAUGCACAGUACCACUGCAAUGUGUUUCGCAUCUCCACAAAGAAAAGUUGGACAGUCUACUCCUCAGCAGUCACUGUUGGACAAUACACCUGAAAUGAAGCCUAUGGUUGAACAUGGUGGACAGAUGUGUAGUUUUUCCAAACUCACAGACCUUCCUUCAAGACCCUUGAAACCAGGGUUGGUAACAGAGGUGUAUGUUUCACACUGCAACAGCCCCUCCAGUUUCUUUAUUCAGUUGACAAAGGAUGAAGAUGAUAUAUUCUCUCUUGUGGAGAAACUAAAUGGCUCACCGUCAUUUUGUGAUGCCCCUCCAGUUGACUUGAACGAACUGCAGCUCGGUGACUUGGUGAAUGCAGAGUAUCCUGAAGACAGCUCAUGGUAUCGUGCAGUUGUUAGGCGCAAACCUGGGAAUGGAACCGUUCAUGUUGAAUUCAUAGACUUUGGAAAUGAAGCAACUAUUCCAUCUCUGAAAGUCAAACAACUCGACAAGCAGUUCAUAGAAUAUCCCAGGCUCAGUAUUCACUGUGUACUUGGAAGAAUAACUAAUGCUAACAACAAAGAGAUAUGGGAUGAAGAUGUCACAAUGAUGUUCAAAAAGGCUACAACAACAGAAAACGCUGAGAAGAAACUGGCAUGCACAUUCAUGAAGGAGACCGGAUCAGUUUGGGAGGUCAGUCUAGAAGAUCAAGGUAUUGUGUUGGCACAUUCCUUAGUUGAAGCUAGUCGAACAGUCAGAGCAGAUGUAUCACAACUGUCUUGUUCAGGUGAAAACCCGAUUCCCCUGCUGUACAAGAAGCCAUGCAUUUCCCAGAACCAGGCUUUAGAUGUCUAUGCAUCCUCUAUAGUUGGACCUAACUACUUCUGGUGCCAACAUGCAAACUCUGAGGAGCUAUACAGGAUCUCAAGAAUUGUUCAAGAGUUUGUAGACUCUGCGCUGCAGGACCCUGUCCCCAUGGAUACCCUGAGCCCCAGAAGUCCUUGUCUGGCUCUCUUUGCAGAAGACAACCAAUGGUAUCGAGCUCGGAUCAUUCGCAAAACUAGUGAUCUUUUCACUGUUCUUUUUGUGGACUAUGGAAAUGAGUCCGAAGUUGAUCUUAAGGCGAUAAGGUCAGUUCCACCUCUGCUCCUAGAGAGCGCCCCACAGGCCUUCCUGUGUUCUCUGGCUGGAGUUGAGCACCCAGAAGGUGCCUGGGAUAACAACGCUGUUGAUGGGUUUUAUCAGCUUGUAGUCGACAAACCACUGAAAGUUACAGUUCAGAAUAUGUAUAAUAAUCUGGAAAGUCUCACCCCACAAUACCAGGUCAAAGUGGAGUGUGAGGAGCAUGUUAUCAACGACUUGAUGCGAAGUUACUGGCAUUGCUCUGAUUCGCACGUCCACAGCAAAACCGAGUGCGCUGACGAGCUCUUCUCCUCUGACGUGACUGUUUCAAAUGAAACCUUGAACCUGUCUGGGUAUAAAUGUCUUACACAAGAAACAACUCCAAAAUUGAAUUCCACUGAGGUUCCAAUGAUGGAUAUAUCACCAAGCACCACGCAAUGUUCAGGAGACAAUCUGGCAGUCAGGACAAUCUGUUAUGAUGGUCUUGCAGGAGUCUCCUCAAGUGGAUCCAAUGUACCUUCCGAGAGUGUCCCCAAACUUGAAAAUCUUCCAACACGAUCAAUAAAACCAGGUUGGGUAGCAGAUGUCUAUGUUUCACAAUGCAACAGUCCAUCAAGUUUCUUUGUUCAAUUAGUAGAGGAUGAAAAGUAUCUGUUCUCUCUUGUGGAAAGACUCAAUUCUGACCAAUCAGAUGGUGUUGCACGCAAGAACGUUGCCAAUCCGCAGCCAGGGGAUCUGGUGAAUUCUGAGUUUCCAGAUGACCAUUCCUGGUAUCGUGCAGUCAUUCUAGGAACAAAUGGAGAAGACAAAGUUAAUGUGCAAUACAUAGACUUUGGUAAUGAAGCAUCCGUUUCACCCCUCAAGGUUUGCAGGCUGGACGCCCAGUUCCUGGAGCACCCAAGAUUUAGCAUCCAUUGUUCUUUAAGUGGACUUGCGGACACUAAAGACAAAGGAUUGGAGCAGGAAAUUAGUUGCCAGGUCAAAAAAGUUGCAAAUGCGGACAGUGCGAGAAAAUUGGAAUGCAAGUUCAUCAAAGAGACUGGAUCCACUUGGGAGGUCUGUCUGGACAAGAACAUCGUACUAGCAGAUUCACUAUAUCUGGGUUGUUCAGCUGGAGAAUCUACUCACCUUGACCAACAAAGCCCAAGUUCUGGAUCUUUGCCAUCCCAGAUGGAGAGGAGUCACAGAGAGCAUACUACACUGCUGCAAUUCUGGAAACCUGAUAUGUUCCUGGGACAGACUUUGGAUGUGUACGCCUCCUCCAUAGUUGGCCCUGGUUAUUUCUGGUGCCAGUAUGCAAACUCUGAGGAGCUUGCUGAAAUCUCUAAAGUUUGUCAGCUCAUUGGAAACUCUGAGCAGAAGGACACAGUCCUCAUGACUACCCUGAGCUCUGGAAGUCUUUGUCUGGCUCUCUUUGCCGAAGACGAGCAAUGGUAUCGAGCUCAGAUUGUUAGCAAAACGGAUGUUAUCUCUGUUGUCUUUGUGGAUUAUGGAAAUGAGUCCGAAACUGAUUUGAAGUCUUUGAAGUCUGUUCCACUUCAGCUACUAGAAUUCCCUCCUCAGGCCUUUCUGUGUUCCCUGGCUGAAUUUGAGAACUCAGAAGGCAGCUGGGAUGACAAUGCCCUUGAUGGAUUCUAUGAGCUCCUUGCUGAUAAGCCGCUGAAAGUGACAGUUCAGAAAAUGGAUAAUAAUAACAAGCUACCCGUUCCUCAAUACCAAGUGAAAGUAGAGUGUGAGAAGCUGAUUGUGAAUGACUUCAUGAAGAAUUGCUGGAGAAGCUCCCCCACCGAGUCUCAACCAGAAGAGGCGGCUAAUCAUUGUAGCUGGCAACUGGCAGAAUCUGAUGAUUGAAACUGGUUUGGUCAGAUUUUGGUCCUAAUUUGCAGCAAGACUUUAGAAGUGAUGAAGGGGAGAUUGUGUAUGUUAGCACAUUGUAGACAUUUAUGGCUGCAAACAAAUCUACAGGGGUGGCAGGUAGCCUAGUGGUUAAGAGCGUUUUGUCAGUAUCCGAAAGGUCGCUGGUUCGAAUC